Messenger RNA from Gossypium arboreum, 516 nucleotides. RefSeq lists its product as uncharacterized. The transcript is spliced from 6 exons. NCBI's taxonomy places the organism in Eukaryota, Viridiplantae, Streptophyta, Magnoliopsida, Malvales, Malvaceae. The record is from RefSeq and is a predicted model, not a curated record. Bases 1 to 516 code for a protein of 171 amino acids.
AUGAAUCGGCUUUUUCAGUUGUAUUUGGAUCAGUUCAUCAUGGUUUUCAUUGAUAACAUCCUGGUCCUCCGAGAGAAAAAUCUCUAUGCUAAGUUGAACACGUUUCAGUUUUGGGUUGAGGAGGGUAAGACUUCUAAUUUUGGGUUGAAUAGUGAGGGUGUUCUAUACUUUAGAGGUCAGGAAGUACAUAGUAGCCCUUAUGCUAUGCACCCUAGUGAGAAUAAGAUGUACAGUAAUCUUCAGGAGUUACAUUGGUGGCCUGAUUUGAAACAUGAGCAAGAUAAUACUAAGUACCAGUUGUCUUCAGGUUUGCUCCAACUCGUUAAGAUUUCAUUAUGGAAAUGGGAACGGGACCAAUUAUUCUCUAUAGAAGCUAGUGAAGCUACAUUUUUUAGAUUGUUAGACUUCAUGGGGUUUCGAUUAAAGCUGUACAUCUCAAUUUUAAAAGAAACUGCUAAGGCUCUAGGUGCUCAGUCAAACUUCAGUACUGUGUUCCAUCCACAGACUGAUGGGUAA